AGCCACUGCUAGCAAGAGUCGCAUCGAGCUCGAGCUACUGAGUGAGAGAGAAGUAGCUAGCCAGAGGAGAGAGAUAGAAGUAUGGGUAUGGGGUGGAAGGUCCUGCACGACGCCAAGCCGUACCUGGCGAUGGUGCUGCUGCAGGUGGGGUUCGCCGGGAUGUACAUCAUCGCCGUGGCAUCCCUCAAGGCCGGGAUGAGCCACUUCGUGCUCGUUGUCUACCGUAACCUCGUCGCCACCGCCGUCAUGAUGCCCUUCGCUCUCUACUUCGAGAGGGGGCGGAGGCCAAAGAUGACAACCACCAUCUUCCUCAAGAUCGCAGGGCUCGCAAUUCUCGAGCCCGUGAUUGACCAGAACCUCUACUUCUUGGGCGCGAAGAUGACCUCGGCGGGCUUCGCGACGGCGCUCCUCAACACCCUCCCGGCCGUCACCUUCGUGCUGGCCCUCCUCCUGCGCAUGGAGAAGGUGCGGCUGCGGAGCCUGCACAGCCAGGCCAAGAUCGCCGGCACGGUUCUCACGGUGGCCGGCGCCGUGCUGAUGAUCCUUUACCACGGACCCAUCGUGCAGUUCCCGUGGGCCAGAGGCCAGCACCACCCCACUGCCGGUGACCAGGGCGCCGUUGGCGCCGCCGCUGCGCAGGACUGGCUGAAAGGGACCAUAAUGCUCAUCGGCUCCUGCAUGGUCUGGUCGGGCUUCUUCAUUCUCCAGUCCAACACGCUGCGGAGCUACCCCGCGGAGCUGUCCCUCACGGCGCUCAUCUGUGGCAUGGGCUCGCUGAUGAGCGGCGCCGUCGCCCUCGUCGCUGAGCGCGCCAACUCCCAUGUCUGGGUUAUCGGCUUCGAUAACCGCCUCUUGACCGUCGUCUACGCCGGCAUAGUGUGCUCCGGCGUGGCGUACUACUUGCAGGGCGUCGUGUCUGGGCAAAGGGGCCCGGUGUUCGUGACGGCCUUCAACCCGCUCUGCAUGAUCAUAACCGCUGUUAUGGGCUCCAUCAUUCUCAAGGAGGAGAUCAAUCUCGGAAGUGUGAUUGGUGCAGUGAUCAUCGUGGUAGGCCUCUACUUUCUCAUUUGGGGCAAGAGCAAGGACGACAUAAGCCGAGUUUCCGACGUGAGCGUCAAGGUCGCCGGCGAGCUGCCCUUAACCUCCUUGACCAACGGCCACGGCCACGGCAAGCAGCACGAGCUCGGCAAUAGCAACGGAGACCAUGGCGCCUUAGACGUCAAGACGCCGACGACCAAUGUCCACUACUUCCUUCGUCACAGUUUAUAAGACGUGCACAUGUA
This is a messenger RNA of Hordeum vulgare subsp. vulgare (domesticated barley), 1283 nucleotides long. RefSeq names its product WAT1-related protein At1g44800-like. The coding region runs from base 82 to 1269 and encodes 395 amino acids. Gene Ontology annotation, cellular component: plasma membrane. Gene Ontology annotation, molecular function: transmembrane transporter activity. The record is from RefSeq and is a predicted model, not a curated record. The transcript is spliced from 4 exons. NCBI's taxonomy places the organism in Eukaryota, Viridiplantae, Streptophyta, Magnoliopsida, Poales, Poaceae.